AUGAUCAGGUGACCAUGUGCGGAAGUGCUCUCAGUGAGAGAUUCUGCGGGUUACUAGAGACGCUUCUCUAUCCGCAGCGUUAAUGACUUCAGCUUUAUAAACCACUGACAGGUUCAUCCGGACGGGCCGUGAUACGCGUCGUGCGCUUCUGAUAAAGGAAUCACAUCUACAAUGUCAUUUAUAUUUGACUGGAUCUACAGAGGCUUUAGCGGAAUCCUGCAGUUUUUAGGUUUGUAUAAGAAGUCUGGUAAGCUGGUGUUUCUUGGUUUAGACAACGCUGGAAAAACGACUCUACUGCACAUGCUGAAAGAUGAUCGAUUAGGACAACAUGUGCCUACUUUACAUCCCACAUCAGAGGAGUUGACCAUUGCUGGAAUGACCUUCACUACAUUUGAUCUGGGUGGUCAUGUACAAGCACGGAGGGUGUGGAAGAACUAUCUACCUGCCGUCAACGGCAUCGUCUUUCUCGUUGAUUGUGCCGAUCACGAGCGCCUCGCAGAAUCAAAGGUUGAGCUUGACGCUUUACUCUCAGAUGAGACCAUCUCAAGUGUGCCGGUCCUGGUGUUGGGAAACAAGAUCGACCGGCCAGAAGCUGUGAGUGAGACGAGUCUACGAGAGAUUUUCUGUCUGGAUGGACAAACCACAGGGAAGGGUAACGUCUCUUUGAAGGAGUUGAACGUACGGCCGUUGGAGGUCUUCAUGUGCAGCGUGCUGAAGAAACAGGGUUAUGGAGAAGGUUUCAGAUGGCUUUCACAGUAUAUUGACUGAGAUCUGAGACAUCUGCCCUGAUUUCAUUUCUGCUCUUGGUAAUUAGCAGUAUAAAGCAAUUAGUUGAUUUUACCCAUAAGUCAGUUCUUCUGUUAAAGGAGUAGUCCACUUUAUAGAUGGGGCCCAUUGACUUACCAUAGUAUUUUUUUUCCUACUAUAAAAAGUCAAUGGACCCCAUCUUUAAAGUGGACUACUCCUUUAACACUUUCUUGCAUAUGCGGAUGGAAAUUUUACAUUUAAUAUACUAAAAUGAUCUCCUAUAAAGUUAAUUAAAGUCAUUUUACUUUGACCAGUGGCAUUUAAAAGUGCAUGCUUGUAAGGAGAUGACAUAAUUUGACAGGUUAUUUUUAAAUGCUUAAAAUAUAAUCCAUAGUUAAAUAUCAUUACUUCAGCAAUGUAGUACCAUUAUUAAUCUUCUUCCUUUAAGAAUGAUGAAGUUUUUUAUUAUAUUAUCUGACAAACUCAGUGUUUUAAAAUCCGAUCCUAACAUGCUGAGAGAUAGUCGGUGUGUGUUGUAAUUUACUUUGUACAAUAUCAGUUCUCAGUUGUAGAUAAUGUUCAUAUGAUCAGAUGUUUAGUGAUUGUCAUCAUCAUAAAGCGGCAGAUGAGAUGUUUUUCUGCUGUAGAUGUUUUUGAUGAUCAGACGAGAGUCUGAUGAGAGAUCACCUACAGCACACACAUGCGUUCAUGUCAUUGUAAUAUACAACAGAUUUUUCCAGAUGUGUAAAUAUUGUGUACAAAUGAAGUAUAAAUGUGUUGUAUUGUUUAUAGCCUUGAAUUAAAUGUACAGGUAUCUGCCAUGUGAAAACAUCUAUAAAGAUUUUGAGGAAUGUGCACA
Molecule: messenger RNA, 1606 nt
Organism: Paramisgurnus dabryanus
Lineage: Eukaryota; Metazoa; Chordata; Actinopteri; Cypriniformes; Cobitidae
Source: RefSeq, a predicted model, not a curated record